AUUAUCGGCCUACGGUAAGGAAGAAGCCGUACUUUAAAUGAAUUUCGAGUUUUCGUUUCGCGACGUCGAUCUCGUGUUUCGUCAGCGCAUAAAUCUCGUCCCUCGUGGUUUUUGAUCCGAUCCGAUCAGUUGGCCCGUCGUCAUCCGCGUGCGUUGAACGAAGCUGAGCUAAGACGAGAAACAUGACGUCGCUCGCUAUGCCGGUUGCAAUGAAAUUUGCACGUAUCGCUGUGGAAAAUGUUUACCACAAUGGCAAAACCCUUGCACUCAGACCUGCGAGGUAUUCCCAGUCAUUUGUUUCACUGAGAAAAAACUUUGGAACAACCGCUGAAGAACCUAAAAGUGAAAGUGCGGAGCAAUCUUUAUCUGAAAAUGAAAAGAAACUGAAGUCUGAAAUUGAACUGCUGAAUAAAGAUUUAACUGAAUUGAAAGAAAAAUACUCACAGUUAGACGAUAAAUACAAAAGAGCGCUAGCAGACAGUGAAAAUUUAAGAGUACGGCUCAUGAAACAAAUUGAAGAUGCUAAACUUUUUGGAAUACAAGGAUUUUGCAAAGAUUUGUUAGAUGUUGCUGACAUAUUAGGGAAAGCAACAGAAAGUGUACCAAAAGACGAAAUUUCUGAAAGGAAUCCUCAUCUCAAAAGUCUUUACGAAGGCUUAAUCAUGACAGAAGCACAAUUGCACAAAGUGUUCAAGAAACAUGGCUUGAUUUCUCUCAAUCCUCUGGAUGAGAAGUUUGACCCCAAUCAACAUGAAGCUUUAUUCCAACAGGAGGUUGAAGGCAAGAAACCCGGAACAGUGGUUGUUGUCUCAAAAGUUGGCUACAAAUUACACGAAAGAAUAGUUCGACCCGCAUUGGUUGGUGUUGCAAAGGGAUAAAAGUUAUGAUUUGUUUUCAUUAGAAUGAGAACUUAUAUAAAAAAAUCUUUUUUUUAAGAAUCUAACUUUAUCACAAAUCCAUAUCCCAUACAAAUAUUAAGAUAUAUUCAUUUUAAAAAUAUGUCUGAUUUAGCAUUGGGGAUGUUUAAUUCUGUACAUUACAAGUUAAAUUUUAUUUGUUAUAAAAUAUAAGAUUAAAUAAAUACUGAAUGUUAACAGGUAUUACAAAAAUUGAUUUUUUUUUAAUAAAAUAGCAAUCAUCAAGUGAUUAUUCAAUGUUUAUUUAUUUAAACGGUUUGUAAAAAAAUAUAAGUUACAUAUCUAUGGUUUAUUAAAUACUGUUUAACAACGCUCAAAAACUUUAUACAAAUUAGGUAAACUAGCUAUUUCUAGAAUCGUUGAGUCAUGUAAGAAGUGUGGUGGAGGUAAAAGACUUUCCUUAAUUGUAUUGUACAGUACAUGUUCAGUUAUAGAUUUCCAUGAAUCAAUUGCUGUAUCUACUUUAGAAUAAAAUCUUGCAGUUUCUCGA
Messenger RNA from Nasonia vitripennis (jewel wasp), 1407 nucleotides. RefSeq names its product grpE protein homolog 1, mitochondrial (gene Roe1). Gene Ontology annotation, biological process: protein import into mitochondrial matrix; protein folding. Gene Ontology annotation, cellular component: PAM complex, Tim23 associated import motor. Lineage: Eukaryota; Metazoa; Arthropoda; Insecta; Hymenoptera; Pteromalidae. The record is from RefSeq and is a predicted model, not a curated record. The coding region runs from base 183 to 878 and encodes 231 amino acids. Gene Ontology annotation, molecular function: protein homodimerization activity; protein-folding chaperone binding; adenyl-nucleotide exchange factor activity. The transcript has 3 exons.